AAAAUAUUAAAUGGGGAAUACUUGUUGUCGUAAUCAACCAAUAGAUACAGGUAAUGAUAGAGGUUAUUAAUAUGAUAGAGAAGCCUUUAGAUCGACCUUAAGAAGUAGGGUAAUAAAAUGGUUAAGAAAUUAAUAAUGUUGAGGAGCCACCAAAACAAAUAAUUUGUAAGUAAAAUAAAUAUAGAAUAGCUUAUCCUACAUUAUCAGUAUAGCCAUCAUUAUUUAUUUCAAUGAAAAGAGAGACAAUAUAUAGUACUUAUUCAGUAGGGAAGUUAUUGGGAGAAGGUUAGGAUUUGAUAGUUAUUAUAUAGGUGCUUAUGGAUAAGUAUCAAUAGUAACUCAUAGAGUGACAGGAAUGUAACGAGCUAUGAAAGCUAUAAGAAAGGAUUGUUUAUUUGAGGAAGAAUAAGCUAAACUAUUUUCUGAGAUGAAUAUUUUGAAAAAUUUGAAUCAUCCAAAUAUUGUAAAUCUUUUUGAGUUAUUUGAAGACGAGAAGUUCUAUUAUUUAAUAACAGAGUAAAGUUUAUAAUAAGAUAAUUUUAGAUAUUUAAGAGGUGGAGAGUUAUUUGAUAGAAUCCAGAAAGCUAAAAGUUUCAGUGAAGCAGAUGCAGUUAAAUAUAUGAAAUAAGUGAUAUCAGCUGUUGCUUAUUGUCAUUCAAAUAAUAUUGUACAUAGAGAUCUUAAACCAGAAAAUAUUAUUUUUGCAUCUGAAGAUUAAUACUCUACUUUGAAAGUGAUUGAUUUUGGAACAUCUAGAAAAUUCGAUAAAAACUAAAAUAUGUCUAAAAGAUUAGGAACAGUAUUAUUAAUUAAUAUUGAUAGCCUUAUUAUAUUGCUCCUGAAGUAUUAUAAAAGAAAUAUAAUGAAAAAUGUGAUGUAUGGUCUUGUGGUGUAAUUCUAUACAUUCUUUUAGUUGGAUAUCCACCUUUUUAUGGUAGAAAUGAAAAUGAAAUCUUUGAUAGAAUAUUAAAAGGUAAAAUACCAUUUCAUACUACUGAAUGGAAUAUAAUAUCAAAAGAAGCUAAAAAUCUUAUUAUUAAUAUGUUAUGUUAAGAUGUAGAAAAAAGAUAUUCAGCCUAAUAAGUUUUAGAUGAUCCUUGGAUGCAAUAAGGAUAAGAAUAAAAUUUAGUAGAUGAUAAUUUUUUAAAGAAUCUUACUGAAUUUAGUGCCAAGAGUAAACUUAAAUAAGCAUUACUUACAUUUAUGGCUAGUUAAAUGAUCUAACCAAAAGAAGUAGAAUAAAUUUAAGAACUCUUUAAAUAAUUAGAUAAAAAUAAUGAUGGAAAACUAUCUAAAGAAGAAUUAGUUGCUGCAUUUUAAUAAAAAGUUUAAAGUAAAGAUAGAUUAAUUGAAAAUAUGGAAACUAAAAUUAAUAAGAUUGUGUCUGAAAUUGAUGUUAAUUUAUCUGGAUACAUAGAUUAUACUGAAUUUAUUAUGGCAUGUUUGAAAUAUGAGAAAUUGCUUACCAUUGAAAAAAUCAAAUAAACCUUCAAAAUAUUUGAUAUUGUAAUUAAAUAUUAUAUCAUAGGAUGGUGAUAAUUACAUCUCUAAAGAAGAGUUAUCACAUAUUAUGGAAGGAGUAGAUGAUGAUAUUUGGAAAUAGUUCUUAGCUGAAUGUGAUUAAGAUAAUGAUGGCAAAAUUUCAGAAGAAGAGUUUAUUAAUCUACUACAAGAUAAAUUUUGA
Messenger RNA from Paramecium sonneborni, 1684 nucleotides. NCBI's taxonomy places the organism in Eukaryota, Ciliophora, Oligohymenophorea, Peniculida, Parameciidae. The record is from the annotation of a GenBank genome assembly.